Messenger RNA from Miscanthus lutarioriparius, 846 nucleotides. NCBI's taxonomy places the organism in Eukaryota, Viridiplantae, Streptophyta, Magnoliopsida, Poales, Poaceae. The record is from the annotation of a GenBank genome assembly.
AUGCAAGCGACGAUGGGGACGAGUCGUGAGCAACGGAGAGAGCGGGCACUGGUGCUUGCUCUCGCCCUCCUCGUCUCGGCGUUCGCGCUCGUACAGUGCGCGGGCGUCGACGACGGGGAGAAGGAGGGCGGAGGCCCGGCAGUGGCAGAGCCCGAGACGACGGGGCAGACGCUGCCGCCCGGGUGGACCGGUGACUCGGGGUCCGCGCAUGGGUCGAGCCCUGGCGGUGGUUCAUGGGAGUAUGGAUGGAGCUGGGCUGCGGGGCCUGAUGGCAAGGGAGGAGGGUCCGGGUUUGGUUAUGGUGGAAGUGGAGGCGAAGGUGGUGGUGGUGGAGGAGGUGGCGGUGGCGGUGGCGGAGGUGGAGGGAGUGGAAAGGCGUUUGGUUUUGGCAUUGGCGGGUAUAAAGGCCAUCAUGGCAGCUUUGGAGGCGGCGGUUCUGGCAGCUACGGUGGUGGCAGCGGGGGUGGCUUUGGCAGCGGCGGUGGCUUUGGAGGCGGCAACGGUGGUGGCUUCGGCAGUGGCAGCGGCGGCUACGGUGGUGGCAACGGGGGUGGCUUCGGCAGUGGAGACGCUGGUGGGUUCGGUGGUGGUCAGCAUGCUGGAGAAGAUGGGAACGGCGGUGGAGGAUAUGGUGGCCGUGAUGGCUCUGGUGGUGGAUACGGCAGCUCCGGUGCUGGCGCCGGAGAUGGUGAUGAGCUUCAUGGUGUAUCUGGCGGGAGUGGCGACGGAGGUGGGGCUGGGUAUAAGGGCAAGGGGCUCUUCAGCGGUGGAGGCUGGAGCAAGCGUGGCCAUUUCCGCGGCGGGAGGUCGGCACCAGCACACAAGGACGGUGGCGGCAACAAAUGA